UUCAAUUGUGACUUUGAAUUGUGGUAAACAUGAAGUUUAUUGUAAUAAUUAUUUCUUUGGUGAUUAAAGAAAGUUUAUCAUUUCAUCAUGAAGAUGAAACUUGUAUGAAUUUGGAGGAAUGUCGAGAUAACAACCUUAAUAUAACUUUAGAUAUGUUAGAAGGAAUUUGGUUUCUUGCUGCUUCUAUUGACGACAGUACUGAAGAUGUCUCGAAAUGCAGUUAUUAUAAUGUCUUAGAUGGAGGAAAACCAAACAGCUUGAAGACUGAUGGAUAUCAAUUUGAAAUCAACGGUGGAGCUUUACGAGAGUUUACAUUUUUUUCCACGUAUAAUUCAAAGGGUGAUUUCUUAUAUAUUUUUCCGUUUUCGAACCUCCAUUACAGUUCGACGGUGAUUGCAAUUGAUGAAGAUAUUUGGAUUAUGUUGACUUGUCCCAUUUGUGCUACUUCAGACGACAUAGGAAUUCGAGGAAUGAUUAUGACAAGAGGACAAUUCCCAGAAAGUCAUGUUGUUGAGAAAUACAAGGAAGCAUACGGAAAAUGUGGUUUGUUAGACACUGAUUGGAAACUUCACAAUCAAAACAAUUGCAACUUCUGUUAACAGAGUUAAUUAAAUUUCAUAAAGAUCUUUUUAGAUAUGCUUAAAAUUCGUAGAGAUAUUAUGUUGAUCUGAUCUAUUUAUAAUUUGCAAUAAAAUAAAACCUUUCGAUCGAUUAUUUAAG
Molecule: messenger RNA, 720 nt
Organism: Clunio marinus
Lineage: Eukaryota; Metazoa; Arthropoda; Insecta; Diptera; Chironomidae
Source: the annotation of a GenBank genome assembly